AUGCAGGCACCUCGGGUCCUGCGGCCCACAAAAGGCCUCUGUGCCGAUAAGCCAGUACUCAAGAGAGGGAACCACUUUGGAGCUAGGAGGGGCAGGAGAAAACAAGAUGACUCUGCAACUGUAACCCCUGGCUCCUGUGGGGUAAAGGGCAAGUCCCCUCCUUACCCGCAUGAGGUUGGGGAGGUCUCCGAGCCCCUGAUCCUUACUUCCAUCAUCCUGGAGUGGGUGAGGGAAUAUAAGGCCAACAGCCUGCUUUUUGGUGCUGAAUUACCAGAAAAAGACAACCUGAGCAUUGGGACCAUCAGGCAUUACAUCCUGGAGGUUGGGGACUCCGUGCUGUACAGCACAGGGCCCCCCGAAAGGCCAGGCGUCUCUGAGGCGGGCGAAGAUAGACGAGGGUGGAGUUCGCUGGGGUGGGCGCUGCUGCGCUGCUCAGGGCUCAGAGGGCGACUGUUCCCAGCGUUGCUGCCCGCGUGCUGCGGCCAUCUUGAAUUGAGGCUCUGUGCCUGGCGCUUCCGCAGAGAGCUGGGGAGCUGGGGUGUCUGCUGGGCCGCUUCCUGGAAGGAUCUCUGGUCUGAAGGGCCAGGUGCGCGGCUUCUGCAUGAGCAAGCGAAACCAGACUAA
Rangifer tarandus platyrhynchus (Svalbard reindeer) is the source of this 624-nucleotide messenger RNA. NCBI's taxonomy places the organism in Eukaryota, Metazoa, Chordata, Mammalia, Artiodactyla, Cervidae. The record is from the annotation of a GenBank genome assembly.